Culicoides brevitarsis is the source of this 1105-nucleotide messenger RNA. It is a transcript of the gene tex, whose product is annotated as THO complex subunit 3. Gene Ontology annotation, molecular function: protein binding. The transcript has 3 exons. Bases 77 to 1048 code for a protein of 323 amino acids. Lineage: Eukaryota; Metazoa; Arthropoda; Insecta; Diptera; Ceratopogonidae. Gene Ontology annotation, cellular component: THO complex part of transcription export complex. Gene Ontology annotation, biological process: mRNA export from nucleus. The record is from RefSeq and is a predicted model, not a curated record.
GAUCCAGUCGCGUUCACGUCGCUGAAACGAAAAAUCGAGGUAAAUUCAGUGAAAAAUCGCAUAAAAAGCAGGAAAAAUGGUGAUGGCGAAGAAGUCAGUGGUAGAGUUGCAGGAAUAUUUCAAGACUCACAACAAAAUUCGGGAGCAGAAGGCACAUUCGUCAAAGGUCCACUCCGUUGGAUGGAAUUGCGAUGGAAGACGCCUUGCUUCGGGAUCCUUUGAUAAGACAGUGACGAUUUUCAAUCUGGAAAAGGAUCGAUUGAACAAAGAAAGCACUUAUCGCGGUCAUGCCGGCUCCGUCGAUCAACUUUGUUGGCAUGCGACUCAACCAGAUUUACUUUCAACUGCUUCUGGCGACCGAACUGUUCGCAUUUGGGACAUUCGAGCGGAAAAAUGUUCUCACACAAUCCCCACAAAGGGCGAAAAUAUCAACAUUACUUGGUCCCCCGAUGGAAAUUGCAUCGCUGUGGGCAACAAAGAGGAUUUAGUGACGUUUAUUGAUACGCGAACCUGCAAAAUUCGUGCCGAGGAGCAAUUUAAUUUCGAAGUCAACGAAAUCGCUUGGAACAAUACGAGCGAUUUAUUCUUCCUCACAAACGGACAAGGUGCCAUUCAUAUCUUGAGUUAUCCGAAUCUCGAACUUCAGCACGUUUUGAGGGCUCAUCCUGGCACGUGUAUCUGCAUCGAAUUCGAUCCGACGGGAAAAUAUUUCGCAACCGGGAGUGCUGAUGCUUUGGUUUCGCUCUGGGAUGCCGAGGAACUUGCUUGUUUGCGAGUUUUUUCGCGACUUGAUUGGCCCGUGAGAACAAUCAGCUUCUCGCACGACGGAAAAUUACUCGCUUCUGCAAGUGAAGACUUGAUUAUUGACAUUGGACACACAGAAACGGGCGAAAAAAUCGCCGAUAUUCCAGUUGAUGCAGCAACUUUUACCGUGGCAUGGCAUCCGAAGCAGUAUUUACUCGCGUUUGCGUGCGACGAUAAAGACGGGAGUGACAGAAGACGCGAUGCGGGCAACUUAAAAGUAUGGGGAUGGACUGAUUCGUCAUAAAAUUCUUCUAUUUUUCACGAUUUUUGGUACAAAAUAAAAUUUCUUUGUUAAAAUCUA